Molecule: messenger RNA, 1584 nt
Organism: Balaenoptera ricei (Rice's whale)
Lineage: Eukaryota; Metazoa; Chordata; Mammalia; Artiodactyla; Balaenopteridae
Gene: IER5L
Product: immediate early response 5 like
Exons: 1
Coding region: 195-1406 (403 amino acids)
Source: RefSeq, a predicted model, not a curated record
GUCUGGGGAGCACGAGCCCGCGGGUGGCGCGCAGCGCAUGGUGGCGGCUCCUCUCGGAGCGCAGCCGACCCGCUGACCCGGGCUCCGUUUCCCCUGACCAGCGCGUCCCGGAGGCCGGCUGGAGGCCGAAACAGCAGCAGCAUAAGCAGCAGCAGCGGUCGCGGCUGCUCCGCCGCCGCCGUCUCCGCGGGAGCAUGGAGUGCGCCCUGGACGCCCAGAGCCUGAUCAGCAUCUCCCUGCGCAAGAUCCACAGCUCCCGGACCCAGCGCGGCGGCAUCAAGCUGCACAAGAACCUCCUGGUGUCCUACGUGCUCCGCAACGCGCGCCAGCUCUACCUGAGCGAGCGCUACGCCGAGCUCUACCGGCGCCAGCAGCAGCAGCAACAGCAGCAGCCACCCCACCACCAGCACCAGCACCUCGCGUACGCGGCGCCGGGCAUGCCGGCCAGCGCGGCCGACUUCGGCCCGCUCCAACUUGGCGGCGGCGGGGACGCGGAGGCGCGCGAACCUGUCGCCCGGCACCAGCUGCACCAGCUCCACCAGCUCCACCAGCUGCACCUCCAGCAGCAGCUGCACCAGCACCAGCACCCGGCGCCCAGGGGCUGCGCGGCGGCGGCGGCCGGGGCGCCCGCGGGCGGCGCGGGGGCGCUCUCGGAGCUGCCCGGGUGCGCCGCGCUCCAGCCGCCGCACGGCGCGCCCCACCGCGGGCAGCCCUUGGAGCCGCUGCAGCCGGGUCCUGCGCCGCUGCCGCCUCCCGCGCCCACCGCGCUCUGCCCGCGGGACCCUCGCGCCUCGGCCGCCUGCUCCGCGCCCUCCGCGCCCCCAGGGGCCGGCCCUCAGGCGGCUACCGCCGCCUCCCCGCCCGCCUCCCCGGCCCCCGCCUCCUCCCCCGGCUUCUACCGGGGCGCGUACCCGGCCCCCUCGGACUUCGGCGUGCACUGCAGCAGCCAGACCACCGUGCUGGACCUGGACACUCACGUGGUGACCACGGUGGAGAACGGCUACUUGCACCAGGACUGCUGCGCCUCCGCCCACUGCCCCUGCUGUGGCCAGGGCGCCCCGGGACCCGGCCUGGCGUCCGCCGCCGGCUGCAAGCGCAAGUAUUACCCAGGCCAGGAGGAGGAGGAGGACGACGACGAGGACGCGGGCGACCUGGGGGCCGAGCCCCCCGGGGGCGUCCCGUUCGCCCCCUGCAAGCGCGCCCGCUUCGAGGACUUCUGCCCGGACUCGUCCCCGGACGCGUCCAACAUCUCAAACUUGAUCUCCAUCUUUGGCUCGGGCUUCUCCGGGCUAGUGAGCCGACAGCCGGACUCCUCUGAGCAGCCGCCGCCGCUCAACGGGCAGCUGUGCGCCAAGCAGGCGCUCGCCAGCCUCGGCGCCUGGACUCGAGCCAUUGUCGCCUUCUAGGGACCCCCGAGGGCACGGGGACACGGGGCCCCGCGGGGCUGGGGCCAGACAAAGACUCGGCCAAGGGGCGAGAGGAGGGAACGAACGGGCGCCCGGCCACUCGGGGCUGAGCUGGGGGCGAGCAGAGGGAGAUGGCUGAUGUUUUAUAAAUUGUAAAAUAAAAAAAAAAGAAAUCUAA